AUGGCCAUCGAGCAGUCCAUUGCACCAGCCAAGCUCAUUGAUCGGUUCUCCCACGACGGGCCGGGCAAAUGCCGCACGUCCGAAUGGCGCUUUGAGGUCCCCCUCAACCACAGCAAGCCCGAGGAAGGGACGGUGCGUCUGUUCGCGCGCAGUAUCCACUGUGUGCUGGGCGUCGAUGAUCCGGAGCUCCCCUGGAUGCUCUACCUGCAGGGUGGUCCGGGGCUGGGCUGCAAAACCCCCCUGGAGUAUGCCUGGCUCCCCAGCAUCCUCGAGAAGGGCUAUCGGGUGCUGUUCCUCGACGAGCGGGGAACAGGGCAGAGCUCGCCCAUCACGGCCAAGACCCUGACCCAGCAGGGCGACCACAAGAAGCAGGCGGACUUGAUGAAGCGCUUCCGAGCCGACAACAUCGUCCGCGACUGUGAGGCGGUGCGCAAGCUGCUCUAUCAGGAUGCUCCCGCCGACCAAAGCAAGUGGAGUGUCAUGGCUGCCAGCUUCGGAGGCUUCUGUGCCAUCUCCUAUGUCUCUAUGUUUCCCAAGUCGUUGGUGGAGGUCUUCAUUGGAGGUGGACCUUGCCCGUUGGUCAGCGAACCGAGCCAGGUGAUUCCUAAAUUGUUUGCGGUGGCCGCUCGACGCAAUGAAGCCUACUACAAGAAAUACCCCGAGGAUGUCAACAGGGUCAAGCGCAUUAUCAAGUACCUGAAGGAGAACAAAGUCGCCUUGAGCAAGGGCACCCUCACCCCCGAACGGUUUCAACAGCUGGGAGUCAUGCUGGGCCUCCACGGUGGCAUUGACUACAUUCAUGGCGUCGUCCAGCGCACGGAUAACGAUCUGGACAUGUUCAAAUUCCUGACGGUUCCCACUCUGGACCUGAUCGAGGGCUCCGGAAUGGCCCAAAACGUGAUCUACGCCCUCCUCCAAGAACCGAUGUAUUGCCAAGGCAAAGCUGGGGCCUGGUGUGCCGACCGAUGCCGCAAGGCCGACCCUCGCUUCAGCCUGAAUGAGCGCAACGCCCAGAUCUGGUUCACGGGGGAGUCCAUCUUCUCCGACAUGUUUGAUUCUUACGAUGAGCUGAAGGACCUCAAGCCGGUCGCCGACAUCCUGGCCCGCAGCAACGACUGGAGUGCCCUCUACGACGAGGCGCAACUGGCGAAGAACGAGGUCCCCGUCUACGUUGCCACCGCGGUGGAGGACAUGUAUGUCAGUUACGAGCUGGCCUGCCACACGGCCUCCAAGGUCAAGAACCUGCAGCAGGUCAUCAACAACACCUGGUACCACGACGCGGUCGAGACCAAGGCUGCCGAGGUGAUGCCCGCCUUGUUUGCCCUGAAAGAGGACCGGAUCGAUUAG
Aspergillus saccharolyticus JOP 1030-1 is the source of this 1347-nucleotide messenger RNA. Its product is annotated as prolyl aminopeptidase. Bases 1 to 1347 code for a protein of 448 amino acids. The record is from RefSeq and is a predicted model, not a curated record. Lineage: Eukaryota; Fungi; Ascomycota; Eurotiomycetes; Eurotiales; Aspergillaceae. Gene Ontology annotation, biological process: proteolysis. The transcript is spliced from 6 exons. Gene Ontology annotation, molecular function: peptidase activity.